AUACCGACUGCCAUUGCGUUCAAAAUCAUCACACAGAAAAUGCGUUUGGCAAUCGUUUUAAUGUCUUGCUUGUUGUCGGCCUUCGUUGCAGCUGAGCCUUACUACCCUUUUGACUACUCCGUACAACAUUCGUACUUCCGCGCUGGAUUUCCUCAUCCGUCGAUGGUUGACCGCGUCGAUCAGGAGGAUGUAAACGGACGCUUAUUUAUCGCCACCGUGACGUUGACUCUGUCGACUGUCACGACCACCUCGACGGCCAUGACCGUAUCGACGUGCACGACCUCGACCGCUGCCCUUGUGGGCUGCGUUGCUGGCCGUCGACGUCGCGACGUUGUCCCGGAAUCCGAAAAAUCUGGCCGUGGACUCUUCUACGACGAGAACGAAGCCGAGAACGAAGAAGGCACUUCAUUCUUGCCCAAACCCAAAACGGUGGAGCAAUCAGUUGACCAAGUUCCCCGGGCCGUUCGCCAAUUACCAACCUACCCCAUUCUAAUUCAGCCAGGUAUUAACGCACCUGAAAACGUGCGCGGUGGUCGAUUGGUGAUGGCUUUCGCUACGUCUACCGUUACGGCUACAACGACUUCCACAUCGAUUUCCGUCAUGGUUGCCAUUUGCAGCAGCUUAUCCACUUUCCGUACUUGCGGUUGAUUCGGCCAACAUUCGCAGUUGACACCUGAAUAAUAUGAUUGAAAAGUAAG
Messenger RNA from Daphnia carinata, 698 nucleotides. RefSeq lists its product as uncharacterized. The transcript is spliced from 2 exons. Lineage: Eukaryota; Metazoa; Arthropoda; Branchiopoda; Diplostraca; Daphniidae. The record is from RefSeq and is a predicted model, not a curated record. The coding region runs from base 40 to 648 and encodes 202 amino acids.